This is a messenger RNA of Drosophila elegans, 960 nucleotides long. Its product is annotated as polycomb group protein ASXL1-like. Lineage: Eukaryota; Metazoa; Arthropoda; Insecta; Diptera; Drosophilidae. The record is from RefSeq and is a predicted model, not a curated record. The transcript is spliced from 2 exons. Bases 1 to 960 code for a protein of 319 amino acids.
AUGAGCGCACGUAAAAGCAACACCCAAUCGCGAGUGGAACGCGAGGUGAGGGAGGAGCGCGCCAGGGAACAGCCAGUGGCGAAGUGGAGGCGGGACUCCGAUUCCGUUCUCCAGCUUCUGGCGUCCCCCCUGGUGUCGCGAUCCCCGUCACCGGUCAGCGAGGCGGACGAGGAGGCCACCGGGGAGAUCUCGGACGUGGAGCUGCCGUCCGAGGAGGAGGACCCAGGCGCAGACGCGACGGAGAUCGCAGAGGUCGUCGCCAUCUCUUCCGAUGAGAGUGGGCCAGAGGACGCGAGUGAGGAGGAGGAGGACGGGACGGAGACCGUCAGUCCCGAGGUGUCCUCGGACGAGGACGACGUGGCGCGGCGAGCUGCGAGGGACCGGAUGAUCUUCCGCCGGUUGAGCAGGGCGACGGCAGGGCUCGGGAGGAUCUGCCUAGGGCAGAUACCACCGUCGGGCGAGCCCAAGGAGUGGGCAGCAGAGGAGGCCAGGAUGCGAGAGGCCAUCGAAGCCAUCGAGUGGCGGCGCCCACCACCGCUGAGCCCGCGCGAUCCGAGGGCCAGGUCGACGAAACGCGUCGCGGAGACGGCCGAUCGCGCGGGGCUGGAGGUAACGACCGAGGAGGAACGCGAGGCCCAGGAGGGGCUGGAGAAGGGGCCAAGGGAGUGGCCAACACCGCCGGAGACGUCGCGGGACACGGCGCCACCCCCCGAAGCUGGCGCGGCAGACUUCGUGCCCGGAGUCGCGAGCCCCACCGGCGAGGCCGACGCUGCGGAGACAGCAGUCGGAGGGCGCGGAACCGUGGGGGGAGGUUCCGGAGGCGGAUUGGCCGGCGCGGGUGGCCGAAGAUGCGCAGCGACAGCGAGGGAGGCAGAGGAAGGCCAGGUGGGCCAAGCUCGUGCUGGAGGAGGGACAGCGCUACCGAGUCAAGUAAGCAGGGGGCCGGGUGCGGGUGUUUAA